UUCCAUUACUACUUUGACAUGUCACCUAUGCAAUCCUAACCCAAUUGGGGAAUACCAAAGAUUGUAUGUAUAUAAAAGUAUAGUUCUCCAAUUUUGUGUUGUCAAAUUAAAUUGAAACCCUUCAAAACUCACAACUCUCUCUACUCUACUCUACUCUCUGCUAUACCAUGGAUGAAAAACAAGCAUCUAUUGCAUUAGAAGAUAAUUAUGAGGAGAAAGUCAAUAGACAUUGCUGUUGUGGAUGUUUGUGUGACAAGUCACAGUGGAUUAUGAGGCAGCAGCAACAACAAGGGGAGAUCAAUGAAGGUUGUUGGUUCAAGAAGAAAGCCGAGAAGCUGAGACAAAUCUUGGAGUGGAACAACUUUAUUGGAAGGUUUUGCAUUCAUGGAAUAUGUAACAAGAAGAAGAACAAGAGCAGAAUGCAAUUUCACUACGAUCCGCAAAGCUAUGCUCUGAAUUUUGAUGAUGGUUAUUAUAACAACAGAGAAUUAGACGAUCCUCCGCUUGGUGAAUUUGCAGCUCGGUUUACAGCUCCACACCAGACCAUUGAUGACAUUGCUUAGUUUUUUUUUCUUUUUUGGUUGUA
Camellia sinensis is the source of this 586-nucleotide messenger RNA. RefSeq lists its product as uncharacterized. The record is from RefSeq and is a predicted model, not a curated record. NCBI's taxonomy places the organism in Eukaryota, Viridiplantae, Streptophyta, Magnoliopsida, Ericales, Theaceae.